UGUCUGAAGUUUACUGUCUGCUAUAUUAGAUAGAGAGUCGCUGGUUGGCCGUGUACCAGUAAGCGUGUUUGUAAUAGAGUGAAAAAGCGCGGUUAGGAUUGCUGACGCAAUCCUCCUUACUUUUUGUUCAAUCAUAUUCUGUAUUCCUAUUUAAGCCUUUUGUUUCCCAUACAACUUUCUGCAAUGGCCAAAUCGUCCCUGCCCUAAACACUGGGGACGGGUGCCAAUUUUAAAAGAAGAAGAAGAAGAAGAAGCUAUAUUAGAUAUAAAACGUGUGCUGAUGUGUGCUGAUGCGCUGAAGUCUCUGAACACGUUUUUCUGAUGCAACUUUAUGUGUGAGACCUAUUCAUGACAAUUCAUAAUUUCUAGUACGUACGUAUAUACAUGAAAAUGGCUUCAGCCCUCAGAAUUAAGCACGUUAUUAAAUUAGGAAGAUCUCUUUCAAGAUUGACAUUAAAUAAUAACGUGCAGGAAAAAUUAGUUCAAGCACAAUGCCGACUACCAGUUAUCUGCAAUCAUGUACGACAUUGGUCAUCUCAACCAGAGGCACAAACUACAGAUUAUCAUAAUAUUAUCAAAGACACAGAGAAAACUAUAGGUGAAAGUGCCAAACAUGAGUUCCAGUCAGAAACGCAAAUGUUACUGCAAAUUGUUGCAAAAUCGUUAUAUUCAGAUAAGGAGGUAUUUGUACGUGAGCUUGUGUCAAAUGCCAGCGAUGCACUGGAGAAAUUACGAUACCUACGUCUGACCGACAAUGAAAUCACACAAACAGCUGGUGACAAAACAUUGGAGAUACAUAUUGGCACAGAUAAACAAAAUCGUACUCUAACAAUUCAAGAUACUGGUGUGGGAAUGACCAGGGAGGAAUUGAUAGCCAAUUUGGGAACUAUAGCUCGAUCUGGCUCUAAGGCAUUUCUAGAAAAAUUAAAAGAAGAGCAAAACUCCAAUAAUACUUCCAAAAUUAUUGGGCAGUUUGGAGUUGGGUUUUAUAGUGCCUUUAUGGUUGCUGAUAAAGUAGAAGUAUUUACAAAAUCUUAUGCGAAAAAUGCAGAAGGUCUCUAUUGGAUCUCUGAUGGAUCAGGUACAUUUGAGAUUUCAAACGCGGAGGGUGUACAGCCAGGUACAAAAAUUGUUAUACACUUAAAACCGGAUAGCCGAGAAUUCAGUGACGAAAAUACUAUUAAUCGUAUUAUCAACAAGUACAGUAAUUUUGUUGGCAGUCCUAUUUUUGUGAAUGGAAAAAGGACUAAUACAAUUCAGCCAUUAUGGAUGUUUGAUCCGAAAGACGUCACGCCUCUGCAACAUGCAGAAUUUUAUCGAUUCGUAGGAAAUUGCAUUGAUUCGCCAAGAUUUGUACUACAUUAUUCGACGGACGUGCCUUUGAGUAUCAAGGCUCUGUUAUAUUUUCCAGAGGAAAAGCCUGGAUUAUUCGAUCUAGCGAGGGACACUACUAGCGGAGUAUCGCUUUACAAUCGAAAGAUUUUAAUUAAAAGCAAAGCGGAAAAUAUCUUUCCAAAAUGGUUACGUUUCAUUAAAGGCGUUGUAGAUUCAGAAGACAUACCAUUGAAUCUAAGCCGCGAACUUUUACAAAAUAGCACAUUGAUCGGAAAACUGCGAAAUGUGUUAACCGCACGUGUAUUAAAAUUCUUAAACGAGCGAUCUACGAAGCAGCCGGAAGAAUAUAAUGAAUUUUACAAAGCCUAUGGCUUGUUUUUAAAAGAGGGCAUUGUAACUAGUAAUGAUCAGUCUGAAAAGGAAGAUAUAGGCAAACUUUUACGAUUUGAAUCUUCUGCUGCUGCCCCAGGAGAAUUGGUCAGCCUUCCGCAGUAUUGCAGCCGUUUGGCGAAAGAUCAAAAAGAUAUAUAUUAUUUGUCGGCGCCGAGCCGAACACUCGCCGAGCAAUCACCAUAUUACGAAUCUUUAAAAAAACGAAAUAUUGAAGUUUUGUUCUGCUAUGAACCAUAUGACGAAUUAGUAUUAAUGCAUUUGAGACAGUACAAAUCUAACUUUUUAACAUCCGUGGAAAAAGAAAUGCGGGAUGAUACAGAAGCGAACAAGCCGGAAAAUUUAGCUAUUAUAAAUAAAGACGAAUUGGAUAAUCUCAUAAACUACAUGAAGAAGAUUCUCAACAAGAAAGCAUAUGACAUCAAGAUGACGAACCGUUUGGAAUCGCAUCCUUGCGUCGUGACCGUUCAGGACAUGGCGAGCGCGAGGCACUUCAUCCGCAUGCAAAGCCAUCAAAUGAAUGAGGAAAUGCGAUAUUCUAUGCUACAACCACGCUUCGAGAUAAAUCCGAAUCAUCCUCUCAUUAAAAAGUUAUGUAAUUUAACAACUACGGAUACCGAAUUAGCCGAUCGUCUAAUACAACAGUUAUUCACUGGUGCUAUGGUCGGAGCUGGUCUGAUUGAAGAUCCGCGUAUAUUAUUGACACCAAUGAACGAAUUACUUACCUUGAUAUUAAGUAAAAAAUAUUAAGAUGUAAAUAAAAAUAGAGAGAAAUCCAUAUCGAUAUGGAUAUUAUUCUAUGAUUUAGAAAUAAAAAAAUUUUCUUUUUAUUUGUA
This is a messenger RNA of Solenopsis invicta (red fire ant), 2561 nucleotides long. RefSeq names its product heat shock protein 75 kDa, mitochondrial (gene Trap1). The coding region runs from base 385 to 2475 and encodes 696 amino acids. The transcript is spliced from 13 exons. Lineage: Eukaryota; Metazoa; Arthropoda; Insecta; Hymenoptera; Formicidae. Gene Ontology annotation, molecular function: protein kinase binding; ATP binding; ATP hydrolysis activity. The record is from RefSeq and is a predicted model, not a curated record. Gene Ontology annotation, cellular component: mitochondrial inner membrane. Gene Ontology annotation, biological process: protein folding.